Molecule: messenger RNA, 1267 nt
Organism: Varroa destructor (honeybee mite)
Lineage: Eukaryota; Metazoa; Arthropoda; Arachnida; Mesostigmata; Varroidae
Gene: Nxt1
Product: NTF2-related export protein 1
Biological process (GO): nucleocytoplasmic transport
Source: RefSeq, a predicted model, not a curated record
UUAGCGUUAAUAGAACGUGUGGACUGGUUGUUCCAAUCCACAUUACCAAAACGCUAUAAAGUAAGAGCAAUUUUCACAAGUGGAAAACGUGCUUGAUUUUAUCUAUUAGCAGCGCGAGAUUCUGGAUAUUUAACAAAAUGUCGCAAAAGGACCCUAUUUCUACAGCUUCCAAGGCGGGCUUGGACUUCGCCAAGGUCUUCUAUAAAACGCUUGACGAGAAGCGACAUCUACUUGGCAAUAUUUAUCAAGAGGACUCUCAGGUUAUCUGGAAUGGCAAUCCGUAUGUGGGAAAAGAGGCCAUCACAAAGUUCUACACAUCUCUUCCUCAUUCGGAAACGAAUCUUCUGAGUGUUGAUGCGCAGCCGAUCCUCUCCAAAUUUCAGGAGGGAAGAUUAACAGUGCUGGUCAUUUGCGCCGGUGAUGUCAGACUGAAAGGCCUGCAAAAUGCAGGUUUCACGGAGAACUUCGUGGUUACUUCCGAAGGAUCUUCAUGGAAAGUACUUCGUGACACAUUUCGAUUUCAUGAGCCCGCUCCCUGAACCUGAUAACCAUUGAAGUUCUCUCGACGUCAUUCCUCGAAGAUUUUCAAUAACUCAGUCUAAAGAGUGCUUCUGGCGUAGAUUAUUGAGUAUUGUGUAUAACACAUAUACUGUAAAUACGAAUAAAAUAAAGGAAGUCUUACUUAGUAAUUAUUAAGUAAUUAAUAAGUAAAAGUAACAAAAAUGUUCGGUGGCGAAUCACGAUUAACAGCAUUGACUUUUGUUUCCAAUUAAUAUUUUAGCAUAAAUAAAUGCAACAAGCGUAAAAAACUUAAUUAAAAAACACUCAUUUACACACUUUGGCUGCUGAUUAUAUAAGACAUCACGAAGUUAUAUAACAAACGAACAUUUGUAGAUAUCAAACGUUACUAUAUGAAAGACACACGUUGAGUAAGCAAUUUCGUACACUUUUAGCUUAAGUGUCUCGUCUUCCUCAAUAAAAAGUAUGACUUUUAUUUUACUAAAGACAUGAACCUUCCUUAAAUAAUCGCUAUCAUAAUUUAAGCUACAUAUAUACUUACAGCGCGUAUUCCUACGUUCAUCGGUUCCUGGAAGAAAUUAUUUGUGUGGAAGGUUUUUUAAAUAUGUUGUUUGAGAUACUCAAAGGAUACUUUCCCGAAGAGUAUGGUUUUACACAGUAAUGGCAUUUUUGAACGCGUUCUUUAAAUGCACAAUCGUCAUUUGCCAUGAAACUUCUAAGGCCAAGGCACGAGUAAUCGAAUUGUUGC